Molecule: messenger RNA, 1404 nt
Organism: Exaiptasia diaphana
Lineage: Eukaryota; Metazoa; Cnidaria; Anthozoa; Actiniaria; Aiptasiidae
Product: alanine--tRNA ligase
Exons: 1
Biological process (GO): tRNA modification; alanyl-tRNA aminoacylation
Cellular component (GO): cytoplasm
Molecular function (GO): alanine-tRNA ligase activity; amino acid binding; nucleic acid binding
Source: RefSeq, a predicted model, not a curated record
AAUGCCGGAAUGAACCAGUUCAAGGAUUUCUUUUUAGGGAAUUCUGUUCCUAAAGAUCGACGUGUCGCCAACUCUCAAAAAUGUUUGCGUGUUUCUGGUAAGCACAAUGACCUGGAAGAAGUAGGUGUUGACACCUAUCACCACACCAUGUUUGAAAUGCUUGGAAACUGGUCGUUUGGAGACUAUUUCAAGAGUGAAACAAUUCAGUGGUCGUGGGAAUUGCUUACUGAUGUUUACAAAAUUCCUAAAGAUCGAUUGUACGUAACUGUAUUUGAAGGUGAUCAAGCUGAUGGUGUUCCUCAGGACACUGAAAGCCUCGAGAUCUGGAAAAAAUACAUCGAUGAAGAUCGAAUCAUACUUGCCUCUAAGAAGGAUAACUUCUGGGAAAUGGGCGACGUUGGUCCUUGCGGUCCUUGUUCUGAAAUCCACGUAGACCUGCGUUCUGAUGAAGAGCGUGCUAAAGUGGAUGGAAAAUCUUUGGUGAAUAUGGACGACCCACAGGUGAUUGAGGUAUGGAACAAUGUAUUCAUGCAAUUUAACCGUAAAGCGGAUAAAUCACUUGAGCCACUUCCGGAAAUGCACGUAGACACAGGAAUGGGAUUGGAGCGUUUGGCAAUGGCACUUCAAGGGAAACAAUCAAACUACGAUACAGAUUUAUUCCAGACAUUGAUCCAACACAUGGAAAAGGUUUCUGGAAAGAAAUACGGAGAAAACGAACAAACGGACAUCGCGCUGCGCGUAAUUGCAGACCACGUUCGCGCCAUCGCUUUCUCAAUUGCUGAUGGGCAACUGCCUUCAAACAAAGAAGCUGGAUACGUAAUUCGAAGAAUUCUUCGUCGCGCAGUGCGCUAUGGAUAUUCCGUUCUUGAUUUGAAAUCUUCAUUCCUUGCAGAUCUAUCUUCAGUUCUUGUAGACUUAAUGGGAGAUCCUUUCGAGGAACUGAUCAAACAAAAAGAAUUGAUCCAUAAAGUGAUUCAAGAAGAGGAAACAAGUUUCUUUAGAACGCUGGAACAAGGAUUGAAAAGAAUUGAAACGGUUAUUUCGAAGAUCAAAGCGGAAAAUGGAACCAUCAUUGACGGGAAAACGGUAUUUGAAUUAUACGAUACUUACGGGUUCCCGGAUGAUUUAACAUCAUUAAUCGCUCGUGAAAAUGGUCUUUCGGCUGAUAUUGAAGGGUUCAAAAAAGUAAGCGACGAAUACAAAGAUAAAAACCGAAAAAUCGGUGCUAUAACAACAGAUGACUGGGUACAAAUUUGUGAUGACGAAGUAGAAGAGUUCGUUGGAUACGAUUUGUUAUCGACACACGUGAAAAUCGUGAAGUACCGUAAAGUUGUUCAGAAACAAAAAGAAUUCUACCAGGUGGUAUUCAACUUAACGCCAUUCUACCCAGAAGGCGGAGGUCAG